Molecule: messenger RNA, 6571 nt
Organism: Physeter macrocephalus (sperm whale)
Lineage: Eukaryota; Metazoa; Chordata; Mammalia; Artiodactyla; Physeteridae
Gene: AGBL2
Product: AGBL carboxypeptidase 2
Exons: 19
Coding region: 599-3229 (876 amino acids)
Biological process (GO): proteolysis
Molecular function (GO): metallocarboxypeptidase activity; zinc ion binding
Source: RefSeq, a predicted model, not a curated record
CAUAGAGGAAAGCCGUGUCCCGUGAGCGUGGCGAGCGUGUCUUGCGGCCGGUGCGCGACUGGUUCUCUACCUGCGGACCGUGUCCCCCGCCUCGCUCACGCUCCUCUGUCGCCACAGGCUCCGCACGCACCCCUGCUGCCCCGGACGGGCCGGGGCACGGAGGCGGUAGCAACCUUCCCUCUGCAGUCGUAGGAGAUCUCUACGCCCCGUCCCGCGACUCUCCGGGAAACUGCCCUUCGCCACCUUCUCCCUGACCAGGAAGCCCUGAAUCCCUGAAUUCCGUUUUCAGAGCCCACUCUCCGGGCCCCUGACCUUUCUUUUCCACCCACCCCGAGACGACUGCGCCGGACCCCUCAUCCCCUUUUCUUUCACUUUCCUGCGGCGACCUGGUGGGGGGCAUCUCCCUCACUGGGGGGGAAAGAAGCAUGGGGCCAGCAGCGGUCCUGGCGCCACCGGAGGAGGAGGCUGAAAGACAAGCUGCUCUCCCAAAUUCUUCAGCUUCUCCUAUGUAAUCAACUGCCCUUUUGGAAAUUGGGCAGGGAUUGUUGCUGGAUGCCGGUGUCACUGACUGGACUUCAGCAUACCAUGCAGAAGUAACAUGUUCCCAGCUUUGCAAACAGAGCUAAAGCAGCAGACUCUUCCUGAUCCCUAUGAAGACUUUAUGUACCAUCACCUCCAGUACUAUGGCUACUUUAAAGGGCCUACCUGUCUAUCUUCAACUGUGCACAGACAGAUAGAAGCUGUGAGCAGAGAUUCCCUUAUGCUGACUUCACCACUUCUUAAGAGCAGACAGCUUCUUCAUGAUGACCUUGGUGAAGUAAACUCACGUCUUCGAGAACCCCGAGAUCUCUUUGCUUUUUUCUCCAGCAGUGGGCCGCUGCAGGCUCCAAGAUGGCCAAUAGAAUGUGAGGUCAUCAAGGAGAACAUUCAUCAUAUUGAGUGGGUUCCACCUCAACCAGAAUAUUUCUAUCAACCCACAGGAAAUGAAAAGGUACCAGAAAUUGUAGGAGAAGAAAAAGGCACAGUUGUCUAUCAAUUAGAUUCAGUGCCCACCGAAGAUUCCUAUUUCACCAGUUCCAGAGUGGGAGGCAAACGAGGGAUUAUCAAGGAACUGGCAGUCACGUUGCAAGGACCAGAAGAUAAUACUCUACUGUUUGAAUCAAGGUUUGAGAGUGGGAACCUGCAGAAAGCUGUUAGAGUAAACACCUAUGAGUAUGAACUCACCUUGCGAACUGACCUCUACACGAAUAAGCACGCUCAGUGGUUUUAUUUUCGAGUUCAGAACACCAGAAAAGAUGUCACCUAUCGCUUCACCAUCGUCAACCUCCUGAAACCCAAGAGCCUUUAUACUAUAGGGAUGAAGCCACUCAUGUAUUCCCAGUUGGAUGCCAGCACCCACAGCGUCGGCUGGAGGAGAGAAGGAAAUGAAAUCAGGUACUAUAGGAACAACACGGAUGAUGGGCAGCAGCCCUUUUACUGUCUCACGUGGACCAUUCAGUUUCCACAUGACCAGGACACUUGCUUCUUUGCACACUUCUACCCAUAUACGUACACUGACUUGCAGUGCUUCCUCCUGUCAGCGGCAAACAGCCCCGUCCAAUCUCAGUUCUGCAAACUCCGAACUUUAUGCAGGAGCCUUGCAGGAAACACCGUCUACCUGCUCACCAUCACCAACCCAGCCCGGACCCCUCAAGAGGCAGCUGCAAAGAAAGCUGUGGUCUUGACUGCCAGAGUGCACCCUGGGGAAAGUAAUGGCUCCUGGAUUAUGAAAGGCUUUUUGGACUUCAUCCUUAGCAACUCCCCAGAUGCCCAGCUCCUCAGAGAUAUCUUUGUCUUCAAAGUGGUCCCCAUGUUAAAUCCAGACGGAGUGAUCGUGGGGAAUUAUCGUUGUUCGUUGGCUGGAAGGGACUUGAACAGGCAUUAUAAAACUAUUCUGAAGGAGUCUUUCCCUUGCAUCUGGCACACCAGGAACAUGAUCAAGAGACUUCUUGAAGAAAGGGAGGUUCUCUUGUAUUGUGAUUUCCACGGCCACAGCCGUAAGAGUAAUAUCUUCCUGUACGGCUGUAAUAACAAGGAUCGCAAGUUCUGGCUUCACGAGCGAGUCUUUCCUUUAAUGUUAAGCAAAAACGCACCAGAUAAGUUCUCUUUUCACAGUUGUAAUUUUAAAGUCCAAAAGUGCAAAGAGGGAACAGGACGAGUUGUCAUGUGGCGGAUGGGAAUCCUAAACAGCUAUACCAUGGAGUCUACCUUUGGUGGGUCCACCCUGGGCAAUAAGAGAGACACUCACUUUACCCCUGAGGAUCUAAAAUCCCUGGGUUAUCAUGUCUGUGACACCCUUCUGGAUUUCUGUGAUCCUGACAGAAGCAAGUUCAUGCAGUGUCUAGCAGAGCUUAAAGAGCUCUUACAACAGGAGAUCCAUAAGAAAUUCAAAGAACUUGGACAAGAUAUGGAUUUAGAAGGAAGCUGGAGUGACAUCUCUUUGUCUGACAUUGAAUCCAGCACCAGUGGUUCUGACAGCUCCCUCUCAGAUGGUCUCCCUCGUCACCUACUGAACACAGCACAUGAGUUGAAUCAGAAGAAGAAGAUGUAUAAGAAGAAAAAAAGGAAGCCACUUCAGUCUAGGAAACAGCGAAAUAAACAGUAUCAAAAAAGUAAUUUGAUGCAGGAGUCAAAGUUAACAGAAGAUGCCCCAGAAGGGGCAGGGUUUGCUUCUACUCUGCAAAAGCAGCCUGCUUUUUUCAAAAAUUCAGAGAAUACCAGUUCUUCAAUGAUGAAAAAUGAAAAACCAAGGUUGAAUGAGUUAAAUGGAAGAGACAACGGCACCUCCCUGGGCCCAUCAAAAAUGACCACCUUGAUUUUGACUAAGAAUAAAGAGAGAAUGCAGAGAGAGAAGCCAGGAUUUACAGUAUCAUGCUCUCCAAAGAGAAACACAAACCCCAGCCAAGAGCCAGCUCCAGAUACGAAGCCAAACUGGCCCAGGAACAGAUAUCCUGCCACAAAGGGAGGCCGUACGACUGCGGUGGCUGCCAAGAUGGCUGCAGGAAAACCUGUCCUUGAGCAAACCGGGGCCACCGCUCAUGCGUCUCCUCCAGCCUCAGAAAUGUAUCCUCUGCUCCUGAAAGGGAAGUUCUCUCACCCUUCCUUCUCCCUGGCUAUUUUACACCUCCUCCCUUUCCUCAAGUCCCCUGCUCCCUCGCAGCAAACAACCUUGUUAGGACGAAGUGGUUAAGAAGCUAGGCUCUGGUGGGGUGGGGUAGGGAGAAAACUACAAACAAAUUCUGAACUCUUUUUAGUAGGUUUGUUUAUGUACUUGUGUUGGCAAAAUGUUUCUGAAACUAUUUUAGGUGUAUUACAUGAUCGGGCAAAUGAAUAAAUGUGUUGAUCUUGUUAAGAGCCAGGGCUCUCACUCUGGAAAAAGAAACAUACAAAUAUUUAAUGGAGGGAAACAAGAAAAAACCCUGUGGAAGUGGAUCGGAACUGGAGAUAUCAGUGUGCACUCACGAUUCCUAAAAUAUGUAUAGGAGCCUCCCUCGUCUUCUCUCUCUCGAUAGAAGUGCCACUGUCGUUACCAGGUAAUUCUGUACCUCCACACUCAUCGGGUACCAGUGACUCUACCUCCUAAGUAAAUCCAUAGACUUCUCUCUACCCACUUAGUUCAAGUAGUCAUCGUCCUCCUAAACUGUUAGAUCUGGUCUCCCAGCUGACCUUUCUUUGGCAGAGCGGCCAAGAUGAGCCCAUUACAAGGCCAGUCUGAUCACAUUGGUCACCUUGCAGGGGCCCAUCUCUGAUAGGGCCCUGUUGCUGCCUCAGCCUCCAGCUCUGACUCCCUGUGAAUCUGGAAGAUUAACUGCCCCUCCCAGCUCCCUCCCACACCCCCCACCUCAUUACUUAGCAAACACCUGUCACCUUUCAAGACUCAGCCCAAAUAGUAGCCCACUGUGCAAAACUGUUCUUGGUGCCAUUUCCCGGACAGGGCUCACCAGUCCUUCCUUUGCCUCCUGGAGACUUUGACCUCAGCACCUGAAACACUUCAGUGCACCAAUUUGUUUACUCAGCUGCCUGUGGUCUCUUAGUCGUGGCCUGCGAAAACUCUUAGUUGCAGCAUGCAUGUGGGAUCUAGUUCCCCGACCAGGGAUCGAACCCAGGCCCCCUGCAUUGGGAGCUCGGAGUCUUACCCGCUGGACCACCAGGGACGUCCCUCAGCUGCCUUUCCUAACUAGAAUGGUUUCAACCACAGUCCACAGGAGGAAGAACAAAAUUCAAACAAAACACAGUUACUGCUUCAUACAAAAAAGAAGUCCAGAUGUAGGGCAGCUCCAAGACUGCUUAAUUUAUUUAGCAGCCCACUGGCAUCAUCAAAGAUUCAGGCCUUAUCAUCUUCCGUCUCUGUCACCUUCGGUGCCAACUUUGUCCUCAAAGUGAACUCUGCUCUGUUAGUUGUACGGCUGUAGCAGACCCAGGCAACCACCAGAUCCAACAACACCCGGUGAAAGAACACCUGUUCCUGUGUGUCUUUUCUUCUUCUUCUUUUUAAAAAUAACCUUUUUAUUUUGGAAUAAUUUUUCACUUACAGAAAAGUUAAUACGACAGAGUUCCCAUAGACGCCUCGCUCAGUUUCAGUUUCCCCGAAUGCUAUCACACAUCACAACCAACAAAACAUUGGUACAUUGCUAUGAACUGAACUCCAGACUUCAUUGGAAUUUCACCAGUUUUCCCUUCAAUGUCCUUUUUCUAUUCCAGGAUCCAAUCCAGACAUCACACUGCUUUUCGCUGUCAUGGCUCUUCGGUCGCCUCUGGUCUGUGACAAUUUCCCAGUCUUUCCUUAUUUUUCAUCAUUCUGACAGUUUUGAAGAGCACCGGUUAGGUAUUUUGUAGAAUAGUCCUCAAAUUGGGCUUAUGUUGGCGUUAUGGGUGUUUGGAAAGAAUGUCACAGAGGCCAAAUGCCCUUCUCAUCGCAUUAUAUCAGGAGCACUUGUUGUCUGCAUGACAUCACCGGUGAUGGCUAGGAAAGCCUUUCCAAAAGCCCUGGAAAGGAUUUCCCCUCAUGCCUUUUACUAUUGUAAAACAGUACAGAUUUAUUAUAGAAAAUUAGAGAAUCAGUUAAGCAAAAAUAAGGAAAUAAAAACACAAUAUUGCUAUCACCAGAGAUGAUCACAGUUAACAAAUUACUUUUAAUCUUUUCAGAUCUUUUUCUUUUUUAAAAAAUGAAUUUUCGUUAAAUGAGGUCAUAUUGUAUACAUUGCUUUACAACCUACUUUAAUUAACAGUCCUCACCUUUCAUAUAAGUUUUUAUUUUUGAAUUAUAUAAAUAGAAUAUUCAAAACAUAGUAUUAAAUUGUAAAAAAAAGACAUAAUCCAAUCUACCAGCAUUAAAAAAUCUGCAUAUUAAAAGAUCACACCUUCUCUCAGAAAAAUUAACAAUAACGACAAAAGUAAACUGCACUAAGACAUGCCUUCAUAAAGGUAUUGAAAUUCAAGGUGAAAUUAAGGCAUCCAGGCAAAAUGAUUAAAAUCUUUAACAUACAUAUAGUGAAGGAAUGUAUUUUCCAUGAUCCUUUUUUUUAAAAAAAAUUAUUUAUUUAUUUAUUUAUUUAUUUUUGGCUGUGUUGGGUCUUCGUUGCUGUUCGCGGGCUUUCUCUAGUUGCGGUGAGCAGAGGCUACUCUUUGUUGUGGUGCGCGGGCUUCUCAUUGCGGUGGCUUCUCUUGUUGCGGGGCACGGGCUCUAGGCGCGUGGGCUUCAGUAGUUGUGGCUCGCGGGCUUAGUUGCUCCGCGGCAUGUGGGAUCUUCCCGGACCAGGAACCCGUGUCCCCUGCGUUGGCAGGCGGAUUCUUAACCACUGCGCCACCAAGGAAGUACCCCAUGAUCCUUUCUUAAAAAAUCUGCUAGAAAAUGAACUUUAGUCAACCGAGAGAUGAAUGGAGACAACUUCACCAGAAGGACUCAUAGAGAAUAUGAAAGCCAUUUUAUUUUAUUCUAGUCUUAGGACUUUUAAAAAUGUGAAUGUCUUUUAUUAUAAAAUGGAAUGAAAAUAUUAACCUAGCAAUAUGUUUUUUGGCCAGGUGGCUUGUGGGAUCUUAGUUCCCCAGCCAGGGAUUGAACCCACACCCUCCGCAGUGAAAGUGCAGAGUCCUAACCACUGGACCGCCAAGGAAUUCCCCAACCUGCAAUAUGUUAAUUACACUUAUAAUAAUAAUUGAGAGAGAAAGAGGAGUAAAGGUGAAAAGUAGUGUGAUGAUGCUGAUUUCAUAAAAAGAUAUGUAGAGUUGCUAAAUCAAGUAAUAAGUAUAUUUAAAGUUAUAAAUAUGAACACUUAGACAUACCAUGUGUGAACACUGUGAAAUACAAGAAUACGGUUAACUGGAACCUGGAAGGCAGGAAGACGAUGGAGAUGGGGAAGGGAAAGAAGUGAAUAAAAAUUUAUUUGAACAGUGCUCAGAGUACGGACUGAAUAGAUACUGCCUAAUAAAGAGAGAACAAGGUAUAGUAUAUAAAGUUGUGGUCACCAAAAUAGCCACUAUAUAUACAACAGAAACCUUUCAAAUAUACCUGCACACACUCAAAAAGAAAUAG